Molecule: messenger RNA, 1313 nt
Organism: Brassica napus (rape)
Lineage: Eukaryota; Viridiplantae; Streptophyta; Magnoliopsida; Brassicales; Brassicaceae
Product: probable pectinesterase 67
Exons: 5
Coding region: 40-1074 (344 amino acids)
Biological process (GO): cell wall modification
Molecular function (GO): pectinesterase activity
Source: RefSeq, a predicted model, not a curated record
CCCAUUCCAAAAAGAAAACUAGAAACCCCAAAAGAUAAAAUGGAUCAUCGAGCAAGAAUGAUCCUUGUCCUAGCUCUGGUUGCAAUGUCCGUAUGGGGUUCGGACGCAUCCGCAAUGCAAAAGACGAAGUUCGACGCGCCGCUUCUGACUGAAAAAAUAGCAACAAAUAGAUCGAUCAUCGUCGAUAUUGAAGGCAAAGGAGACUACACUUCGGUGCAAAAAGCCAUUGAUGCUGUUCCUGUUGAUAACUCUAAUUGGAUUAUCGUCCAUGUCCGUAAAGGAAUCUACAAGGAGAGAGUGCACAUUCCGGAGAACAAGCCGUUCAUAUUCAUGAGAGGCAACGGAAGAGGAAAGACAGUCAUUGAAUCAUCGCAAAGUGCUGUCGAUAAUGUUGCUUCAGCCACUUUCAAAGUCGAAGCUAAUCACUUCGUUGCUUUUGGUAUCAGCAUCAGGAAUGAUGCACCGGUCGGACUGGCGUUCACGUCUGACAAUCAAUCGGUGGCAGCGUUUGUGGCGGCUGAUAAAGUUGCGUUUUACCAUUGUGCGUUCUACAGCUUGCACAACACUUUGUUUGAUAACAAAGGUAGACAUUACUACCAUGAGUGUUACAUCCAAGGCUCCAUCGACUUCAUCUUCGGUCGUGCAACUUCCAUUUUCAACAAUUGUGAGAUAUUUGUGAUAUCGGACAAGAGGGUGAAACCGUAUGGGUCAAUCACAGCACACCACAGGGAAAACGCAGAGGAACACACAGGUUAUGUGUUCAUAAGAGGCAAAGUGUACGGAAUCGAUGAAGUCUACUUAGGCCGUGCCAAGGGACCUUAUUCUCGAGUCAUCUUUGCCAAGACUUACUUGUCCAAGACCGUUGUCCCUAGUGGUUGGACCAACUGGAGCUACGACGGCUCGACCAAGGAUAUAUACCAUGCGGAGUAUAAAUGUCAUGGACCAGGUGCUGAGAGACAGGGUAGAUCAGACUGGGCUAAAGAACUGACCAAACAAGAAGUUGAGUCCUUCUUGUCUAUUGAUUUUAUUGAUGGAACUUCUUGGCUCCCUGUUUGGCUUCAUGAAAACUCUUAGAGCUCCUUAUGCGUGUUUCCCGUUUGGCUUGGAAGAAAACAUAUGAAGAAAGAAGAACCCAAUCUUUUCUUCACUAUACGAAAUAGUUUUCUCUCUUUUUGUUCUACUCUAAAAUGAUUGUAGACUGAUUGGAAAUUCUUAUGUCGUUUGCACGCAUUAUAUAAGAUAAAUUUCCAUUUUUAUAAUAUAUGUAACCUAAACUAUAGUCAUAUCUCAUAAUUUAAAAUAAUUUCCCGACU